Molecule: messenger RNA, 2074 nt
Organism: Athene cunicularia (burrowing owl)
Lineage: Eukaryota; Metazoa; Chordata; Aves; Strigiformes; Strigidae
Gene: LARP7
Product: La ribonucleoprotein domain family member 7
Exons: 11
Coding region: 10-1701 (563 amino acids)
Biological process (GO): RNA processing
Cellular component (GO): nucleus
Molecular function (GO): mRNA binding
Source: RefSeq, a predicted model, not a curated record
GUUGACAGAAUGACAGGAAUGGAGACUGAAACAGCAAGAGACAAAGCCAUGGAAGAAGAAAGCACUGAACAGAAAAAGGAGAAGGAGAAAAAGAAGAGGUCAAGGGUUAAACAGGUGCUGGCAGAUAUAGUGAAACAAGUGGAUUUCUGGUUUGGCGAUGUUAAUCUCCACAAAGAUCGAUUUCUCCGAGAACAAAUAGAAAAGUCCAGAGAUGGGUAUGUUGACAUAUCACUUCUUGUUUCCUUCAACAAAAUGAAAAAAUUGACUACUGAUGGAAAACUGAUAGCUCGAGCUGUUAAAAGUUCAUCUGUUGUAGAGUUGGAUUUAGAAGAAACUAGAAUCAGAAGACGCCAGCCCCUGGGUGAGCAACCAAAGGACGUGGAUAGUCGUACAGUCUAUGUGGAGCUGCUUCCCAAAAAUGUCAAUCACAGUUGGAUUGAGCGGGUGUUUGGGAAGUGUGGUAAUGUAGUUUACAUCAGUAUACCCCGCUAUAGAAGUACUGGUGAUCCAAAGGGAUUUGCUUUUGUUGAAUUUGAAACUAAAGAGCAAGCAGAGAAAGCUAUUGAGUUUCUGAAUAAUCCACCAGAAGAAGCGCCACGGAAACCUGGGAUUUUCCCUAAAACAGUGAAGAAUAAGCCUGUUCCUACGCUGAAUACAAGUAACAGCAGUGUAGUAGAAGAGAAGAAAAAGAAGAAAAAAAAGAAAUCCAAAAUCAAGAAAGAGAGCAACGUACAGGCAGCUGUAGAAACAAAGGAAUCGGACACAAACACUACAACAGAGCAAGUACCCAAGUCAAAAAGACAUAGGACUUCAUCGGAGUGUUCAGAAAUGGAAGGAACUGAGACUCACAGGCAGCCUUCAAAGAGAGAAAAGAGGAAAUGGGACAGAACAGAAAGCUCAGAGGUACCUUGGGAAAGCAGGCCAGGGAAGAGAAAAAGAACAAACUCUGGAGAUGGUGAGACAUCAACUCCAAAAGUCAAGAAAACUGUUCAAAAGGAUGAAGUUCAUCCUGUAAAAGAAGAAACAACAGAAGUUUCAAAGGAUUCCAAUGGUAAAGUUUGUUGCAUGUUUUUUCAGUAUUUUCAUGAUUUGACCGAAUGGAUGGAUUUGAAGCAAGAAUAUUUGGCUCUUCAAAAAGCCAGUAUGGCCUCCUUAAAGAAAACGAUGUCUCAAAUCAAAUCUGAGUCUGUGGGAGAGAUGGAAACAGAAUCUUGGGCACAGAAGAAGUCUCAAUUUGAAUAUAAUAAAUCCACCAGUAAAGAUUCUGCCCCUCCUGCCAAGGCUAACACAAUGAGACCCCAGUUCGUGAGUGGAGUAAUUGUGAAGAUCAUUAGCACUGAGCCCCUGCCGGGCAGGAAGCAGAUCAAGAAUGCUUUGGCAGUUCUGGCUGAUGUUGCUUAUGUUGACAUGCUGGAGGGAGACACAGAAUGUCAUGUCCGUCUUAAUACUCCUGAGGAUGCGCAGACUGUAUUGAAAUCAUACAAAGAAAUACAGAUCAAAACAAACUGGAAAUUCGAAAUUCUCACUGGUGAUCAUGAACAACGUUACUGGCAGAAGAUUUUAGUGGACAGACAAGCUAAACUUAACCAGCCUCGAGAAAAGAAGCGGGGUACUGAGAAGUUGAUUGCUAAAGCUGAAAGAAUGAGACUUGAAAAGACUCAACAAACAAGUAAACAUAUUCGCUUCACUGAAGAUGACUAACCAAGACUAAUUGUGAUCUUGAAAGUGAACUAAGUAUUUAAAAAAAUCCAACGGAAAAAUCCCACAGACACCACUGCUUACAGCAACUAAACUGUUUCUAAGGAGGCAUCAAAGCCUGGUCCAUUUAAUUCAUAAUUCUGCAGACUGCAAGUAUGAAGAUUGUUCUGAAUGACAUUUUGAAAUAGGCUGAAUGUUUACUGCUUCUGAGCCUUUAGGUAAAGCUUUCUGGAGAAAAUGUAUUAAGAGAUCUUGGUUUAGUUCACUUCUGGUUUUGUUGUUUUGUUUUUGUUUUGGGGUUUUUUUUGGUAUGUUGAAGUUUUAUACACUAGGUUAUGAAAUAAAAUGCUUAAGAAAUUUUCAUUUGUGCAUCUCU